UUUUCAGGGGAGACAUCUUUCUGCAGGCACUUGGGGAGAGAUUGUUCUUCGGAGAUGGAGUUUCGAGGGCCUUGGGAUGUUCCGGAUAAAGCAAAAAAACAAUGCUUCCGGUGGCAGUGUCGGCGCGUUGCGAGGGAUUCCUAUUGUUUGGUAAAUAAAGAGGGAAUGCAGAAUCCUUCGUGGCUGCCACACCGCAGGAACCGAGUGUUAAGUUUGGCACAGACUGCGGAAAAACUUCGCUUCCCUAAGUGUGUCACUUGUCCAUCUCUCAGCCAUUUCCUCCCUCCUUUCACCGAAACCUAAGCUGAGUGCUGUGAAUCCCACAACCUGGUCAACUUUUGGCAUGUUGCUGAUUAGUAUAAUUUGCGUGGAGUUGCCGAUGCAUCAUUCUGUGGUGUCGUGGUUUUGAUGGGCUUGGCGUUUGUAGGAAAACUACACGGUUUUGGCAGAAGCAACUGAGGCUGUUGGUUUUAGCUUUAUUUUUUGAUUGGGGUGGUGAGGUGGGGUUUAGGUUUGAUCCAGAAAGCGGUGAGCAACUUCUGGGGCUAUGCUGGUGGAUGUUUCUUGAAUUAGUGGUGUUUUGGCGUGAAGAGAAGAACGAAAGAAAAUUUGAAUGGUCUUUCCUUCUGUGUUUGAUCCUAAUUUCCCUCUCAUCUCUUGAUAAGGUGUCGUAGGAUUUCGUCGAGUGAUUGAAACGCUUGUUCUUCCACCAGUCUCGUUUUCUCGUGCGUCUGUUUCAGUUCAGAAGCAAGGAAGCCAACCUUUCUCUGCUCUUGAUGUUGAGCAAUCCGACGGAGGCUUGUGAGCAGAGAUGAUAAUGCUAGGAAGGUGAUAUUAUGUAUUCCGCGUCUGAUAGGAGUGGAGAGUUGAUUCUGUCGAAGCAUUUGUCCUAAGAUCUGUUGCCAAGCAUUGGACCUGCCCCACAAUUGUGCGCGUGUUUUCCUCGUAAAGGGUUCUUUUAAUAUAUUUUUUUCUCUUUUUCAAAGUUCUUAAAUUCUCCUCUAUUGCGACGACAUUCCUUCUUCUCAACCAAGAUUUCUCAGUGAUGAAUAGUCUAGGAAUUCCUUUUGAUGAAUUAUGGUCUACAUGUUAAUGCCACAGCAUGGAAACUCAUGGAUAGGUACAUGUUCAUAGAAGUUGUUCUCUUUUGUUUCCUUUUAAAAGAUAGCUCUGUUGAUCAUAGUAGUUUAAGGCGAGGGACGAAGGGAAAUUUUAUCGCAGUUUGCAAAAAGGUUGAGUCGGACAAAUCCAGCACUUCUUUGUGUUGAAUUGUCUACGACGACCACAAGUUCAUGAUUGAUAACUCUUAUCCACCACCAAUGUAGUUUUGUUCUCUCACAGGUCUUUUCCAUCAUCACCAAUGAACCUCAUGUUUAUAUUGAACUUUUAGGAUGAAUUCUGGAACGAUGAUCAACACUUUGUUGUAUCUUACACUGAAGGUUUGAUGAUUGAUUAGAUAAGCUCAACAUUAAAAUCCUCAUCCUUAAGAAAUGCUUGUGAGCAUUGUGCAGGUGUUUUAAUUGAUAUUUGUCAACCUCAAUUGUUAAAGUGAAGAGCUUGUACACAGCAGACACGGCAGACUCACACACAUGGGAUCAGGAUUGACCGAGGAAGUCCUUUGAUGCAGGUCAGGAAUGCGGAGGGAAGCACGCAGGAAAAUGUAGUAUUGAAAGGAUUUUUGCAGCAUUGUCGGUGUAUCUAAGCCAGGGCUUCCAAGGGGCAACAAGAUGGAGCGUCUCGGAUACAACAGCAGGCCUUCUCAAGCUCUACAAUCGUCAUGCUAAGGAGGGUGCCGUGGACACUAUCAAGGGUGUUGAAAUCAGGGACCGAGCUGAAUUGGAGGAGAUGCUAGAAUGGCUUCGAUGGUCAACAGCUGCAUACGAGAAAGAUAGACAUACUUUUUUAACCUCGAUGCAGUUGCGUGAUCGAGACUUAGUGAGGCUGUCAAAGUCAGCAGUCAACAAACCUGCCUACUUCAUUGUUGUUUACCAUGCUAAAAAAUAUGUAGUCAUUGGUAUUCGUGGGACAUAUAACACUACAGACAUCUUGACAGAUCUUUGUCCUCACAACGAGCCUUUUCAAAAAGGGACUGCCCACUCGGGAAUGCUUGGAGCAGCGAAGUGGCUUUUGGAAAAUGAAGGGCCUGUACUUAAGAGGCUUCUCGCAGAAAAUUCGGGUUACAAACUAGUCCUAACAGGGCAUUCUCUAGGAGGUGGUGUUGCCGCUCUUUUGACGAUGAUGAUUUAUUCAACCUCGUGGUCCUGGUUUAUCCCAACAUCACUUGGAAUCUUUAGACACAACAUUAAAUGUUGGGGUUACGGGUGUGCUCCCUGCGUGGACCGAACAUUAGCUGAAAGGGAAACUUUCAUACGCAACGUUGUUCUACAGGAUGAUGUGGUGCCACGAGUCAAUCCAGCAGCCAUCGAAGUUUUGCGUGAAGAGAUUCAAGACACAUCCUUCUCGGAAAGCGUGAAGGGAGAGAAAUUAAAGUUUGUGGCGGGUACAAUGGAGCGGAUCCAUGUCGGUAACAUCAUAAAAUCCACAAACGAAAUAGGUGUCUCCGUGUAUCAAAAACUCCACGAGGCAUAUGUGGAACAUGGACUUCCUUCACUGGGCUGCUCCAGCUCAGAUAGUAGUAACUCAAAUAUGAGGAUAGAAGGGAGCUCCCUUCCCAACGUCAAAAUGUAUGAUUCAGACACCAGUCCAGAAAUAGCUGCCAAGGCCAUUGUAGCAGUGGCAAAUGAGCCAGGAGCUAGUCGACAAGAGCUCGAGAAACGCCGUCUUUUUGUUCCAGGCGUCCUCUAUCACAUCAGACGACAAAAAAUCAAGAGAGAAGAGCGUAUGACUGCACUUCCAAUUCCUGCAAGGCCAUUCAUUGCUGGUCAAGAAGCUCCUAGAGGUUCGAAGUACAAGUACCGUGUUAUCUGUGGGACAGACCCUUCCGCUAGGUUUAGUAGAAUCAUCAUCUCCAAGAACUUGAUCUCUGAUCACAGCUGCUACAAUAUUCGGGAUAGUAUACUGGAUGCUUUGAAAUCUUGUAGUUGAAUUUGUGCACUAGUCAGACGAGGUAUUUGGACUGGAAAUCGGGAGCCAAGUGGGUGAUAAUAGCUUAUACAGGUGAAGAUUGCUUGCUGAGCUACCCGGGCAGCGAGGAAGGUAUAAUCUCGUACUAAUCUUGUAAUUCUCUAAUAGCUACCUAGGUUCUAGUUUUCGCGCACAAUUUUGAUGGAGCUUAACUUAAAUUGCCAUAUUCAGAAAUGUCAAGUGAAUCGAGCAAUGAGCAGAUAGUCUAUUUGUAAAAAGAAAGUUGUCUCCAUCAAGAUUACGUGGAUCGAAAACGCCGCGAUAGUUCUUAUUUGUACCAUAGUUGUCGUCUAUCUGCGGUUUUAUGGUCGCAUUGACCAAAUCAGUCAUGCUAUCUUCUACUCAUGGAACCUUUUGCAUAAACUAGCUGCUAAAUUUUCUACAGAAGUAUUCUGUGGAAUCAGUUUCUUCACAAUGAUGACGUGCAGGGUGUGAUGUGAAAGGGAAUUGAACGAAACUAUUCUAGUCUCUCAAUUCGGUGAAGACUUCUAUCGGGAAAUUUGUAUGGAUUAACUCGAUCAACUUCAUUAUGUUUUUUUUAAUGUAAGUGAAUUUGUAUCCA
This is a messenger RNA of Physcomitrium patens, 3646 nucleotides long. The record is from RefSeq and is a predicted model, not a curated record. NCBI's taxonomy places the organism in Eukaryota, Viridiplantae, Streptophyta, Bryopsida, Funariales, Funariaceae.